AUGUCGAAUAAAGUGCUCCGGUCCCCGAGGAGCGGCACGUCGGAAACGUUCGCGUGCAAUUCAAAACCGAAUACUAACAACGACAACGACAACGAAGCGGUUGUCAAUCGCGGCGCUUCACGUCGAAUCGUAAAAACACUAAAUGGUUUCGCGACAACGAAACGCGUGGCCGUGUGUUGGUUGAGGAGAGAAAGAAAUGUGGUGGGGGGAGGCUCGACGCGGUGCCGUGUCACAGUUCAGGUGCGCCGCGUUUGCGUUGUGUUACAAGGGGUAAUGCGGGGUAAAGCACGCGAAACGCGAGGCGAUUUGCAUAUUAAAAACUGUUAUUGCCGCCGGGGGGGUGGCGAGGCGAGCGGUCCGCCAGGGCGCGGUUCGGCUGGGGGGGAGGCGUCGGGCGUCCAGGUUGUUACUCCCUGCACUGACGAAGUGCAGUUGCAAGCUAUUCAUGCCCGCACUAAAUGCAUCCCCGCGCGAGCCCCUCCUGCCACU
Molecule: messenger RNA, 489 nt
Organism: Iphiclides podalirius (scarce swallowtail)
Lineage: Eukaryota; Metazoa; Arthropoda; Insecta; Lepidoptera; Papilionidae
Source: the annotation of a GenBank genome assembly